Molecule: messenger RNA, 1161 nt
Organism: Micromonas commoda
Lineage: Eukaryota; Viridiplantae; Chlorophyta; Mamiellophyceae; Mamiellales; Mamiellaceae
Exons: 1
Coding region: 1-1158 (385 amino acids)
Biological process (GO): 'de novo' IMP biosynthetic process; adenine biosynthetic process
Cellular component (GO): cytosol
Molecular function (GO): phosphoribosylformylglycinamidine cyclo-ligase activity; phosphoribosylamine-glycine ligase activity
Source: RefSeq, a predicted model, not a curated record
AUGGCGCGCGGCGUCUCCGCGUCCAAGGAGGACGUCCACGCCGCCAUCGCCAACGUCGAUAAGGGCCUCUUCCCCAAGGCGUUCUGCAAGGUCGUCCCCGACCUCCUCACCGGCGACGAGGAGUACUGCACGUGCAUGCACGCCGACGGCGCGGGCACCAAGUCCUCGCUCGCGUACAUGUACUGGAAGGAGACCGGCGAUCUCUCCGUCUGGCGGGGUAUCGCGCAGGAUGCGGUCAUCAUGAACACCGACGACCUCCUCUGCAUCGGCUGCGUGGACAACAUCCUCCUCUCCUCCACCAUCGGCCGCAACAAGAGCCUCAUCCCCGGCGAGGUGCUCAAGGCGCUCAUCUCCGGAACCGAAGACGUCCUCGCCACCAUGAGGGACAACGGCGUCGGGAUCAUCUCCACCGGCGGCGAGACCGCGGACGUGGGCGACCUCGUCCGCACCGUCAUCGUCGACUCCACCGUCACCGCGCGCAUGAAGCGAUCCGACGUCAUCUCCAACGACGGCAUCCGCGCGGGCGACGUCGUCGUCGGCCUCGCGUCCUACGGCAAGGCCACCUACGAGACCGAGUACAACGGCGGGAUGGGCAGCAACGGUCUAACCUCCGCCAGGCACGACGUCUUUCACAAGGCGCUCGCCGCCAAGUACCCGGAGUCCUUCGACGCCUCCGUUCCGAGCGACCUUGUGUACUCGGGCAAGUACGCGCUCACCGACGUCGAGCCGGAGACUGGGUUGACGGUGGGCAAACUCGUGCUCUCGCCGACGCGCACGUACGCCCCGGUGGUGAAGAAGCUGCUCGAUUCCAUGGAUCGGAGCGACAUUCACGGCAUGGUGCACUGCUCCGGCGGGGCGCAGAGUAAGGUUGGCCACUUCCUGGUGGACGGACUCCACGUGAUCAAGGACAACAUGCUGCCGGUGCCGCCGCUGUUCAGGCUGAUCAACGAGUGCAGCGGCACGGAGUGGAGCGAGAUGUACAAGGUGUUCAACUGCGGGCACCGCAUGGAGGUGUACGUCUCCCCGGAGAACGCGGAGAAGGUGAUCGAGGUGAGCAAGAGCUUCAACAUCGACGCGCAGGUUGUGGGGCGGGUGGAGGCCAUCGAGGGCAAGUCCAAGGUGACCGUGAAGAGCGAGUACGGCGAGUUCACGUACUGAUGA